Capsicum annuum is the source of this 1882-nucleotide messenger RNA. Its product is annotated as protein trichome birefringence-like 25. The record is from RefSeq and is a predicted model, not a curated record. Bases 335 to 1660 code for a protein of 441 amino acids. The transcript has 3 exons. Gene Ontology annotation, molecular function: O-acetyltransferase activity. NCBI's taxonomy places the organism in Eukaryota, Viridiplantae, Streptophyta, Magnoliopsida, Solanales, Solanaceae. Gene Ontology annotation, cellular component: Golgi apparatus.
AUGGGUGCACCAUUUUACUGUUAAAGCAAAGCCCACUUUAUUCCCUUUAUACCCCUUCUCUCUUUGUACUUUUGUGCAACUUAGCUUUGCUUAGUUUCUAACGACCCCCUUCCAUUCUUUAAUUUUUUUAGUUAACAGUUGGUUGUCAAAAAUACUCAAUUUUAUUAAAAACCUUUAUUUUUCCCAUCAUUAUUGCACCAUAAUAAUCUUCUUUUUCCUCAUCUUUGUUUAAUUGGUUUUUUAUGUACUUUCAUUUAUUAAUAUGUUGCAGAGACCUUAACUAUUCUUGUUACACUAUUUCUCUGUGACAAAAUUUGCACAGACACCAACAACUAUGAAGGCUUAUAAUGGAAACAACGUUAUCAAGAAACAAUUUUCUUUAGUAUUUGUGAAAUUUGCAGUUUGUUUUCUGUUGUUGGGUCUUGCCUAUCGUCUCUUCUUGUCCCAUUUCCAACACUUUUCUCAGAUUGAGGUGGUCAAUGAUGCAGCUCUUUUUUCCGACAACACAUUGCCAACUCCGGCCACCGUGAGUGAAUCUCCGGUGACCUUGAAUGAACCUCCGGUCACCGUGAGUGAAUCUCCGGUGAACGUUGAUGUUUCAGAGAACCAAACAUUGCAAAAUGGAAAAUGUGAUUUAUUUAUAGGAAAUUGGGUUCAUGAUCCAAGUGGUCCAGUUUACACAAAUGCCACUUGCUAUUCAAUUGAAUCACACCAGAACUGUAUGAAAAAUGGGAGACCUGAUACUGAAUAUCUUUACUGGAGAUGGAAUCCAAGAGACUGUGAGCUACCGAGAUUUAGCCCAAAGAAAUUCCUCAAUUUGAUGCGAAACAAAUCUUUCACCUUCAUAGGCGAUUCAAUUAUGCGUAAUCAUGUGCAGUCAUUGCUUUGUAUUCUCUCACAGGAGGAACAAGUUGAUGACGUCUACCAUGACGAGCAAUACAAAAGCAGAAGAUGGUACUUUCCAAACCUCGACUUUUCUCUUUCUGUCAUUUGGUCACCUUUUCUUGCAAAAGCGACUGUUUUUGAAGACGACAAUGGAGUUACAACGGAUAUUACUCAGCUUCAUCUCGACAAACUGGAUGACGUUUGGACUCAACAAUUUGACAGUUUUGAUUAUGUAGUUAUUGGUGGUGGCAAAUGGUACCUGAAAUCUACAAUUUACCUUGAGAACGAUACAAUUGUUGGCUGCCACAACUGUCCUGGUAAGAACAUCACGCAGGUGGGAUUUGCGUAUGCAUAUCGCAAGGCAUUGAAUACAACUAUAAAAUUCAUCUCGAGCUCGAAGAACAAGGCGUAUACAUUUUUUAGAACGACAACCCCCGAUCACUUUGAGAAUGGCGAAUGGAAUACAGGAGGCUAUUGUAACAGAACAGGGCCUUUCAAAGGAGGUGAGGUUGACAUGGGGUAUGUAGACGAGGUAAUGCGCAAAGUUGAAUUGGAAGAAUUCGAGAGAGCAUCCGAAUUCGGGUCAAACAUGAAAUUGUUUGACACCACGUUACUUUCACUGCUGAGGCCAGACGGGCAUCCAGGAGUCUACAGGCAAUAUCAACCAUUUGCUGCAGGAAAUAUGAACAAAGUCCAGAAUGAUUGUCUACACUGGUGUUUGCCUGGUCCAAUAGACUCGUGGAACGAUAUAAUGAUGCAAAUGUUGUGCCAUUAAAAUAAUUGAUUUUGCUCUCACAAUUGCAAUUGUUCAACUACGAAGAUGUUCCAGGCUUCUCACCACUGUUUCCUCUCCGAUCGAGUAUAUAUUUAGCCCCGAAGCUUCAGAAUGUGCAUAGUGUUUACUGAUAAUAAUAGUAACAAUCCAUGUUCAAGGAAUUUGCAACCAUUGGAAGAUGCAAAAUCCACACUCUUGGCUCAACAUUAGUAUUUCUCGGCA